CUGACAGAGGGACAAAGCGCCCUAACGUCCAGUGGUUUUGACCUUUUUUUCAGCGGGUACUCCAGGCUCUUCCACGUGACACAGCACCUUCCACGACUCCCGGGCAACCGCGAUUACAGGGCAACAACCGAAUUCGGGCUAUCGCAAUGGCAGUAGGGAUCGCAGUCGACGGGAGCUGCCGCUGGAGCUGACUGUAUCAGACCUUGUCGCCUUUGUAUACUUGGCGGUGGCCGAAUCCGCUAUAGCAGCUCCAGUUUUGCGCGUCUCUUUGGUUUCGUGUUGUAACCUCCCUUUGCAUUGAAGAAUCAUUGAAUCAUCUAAAUGUCUCUUGACAAUUCGAGAGUACCUCGUUCCCACCUCGAUCCAUGGCCCUACCGAGGAACCCCGACUCUGCAACUCCACCUGUCACUUCUGCCGAUACCGUGACCGUCGCCGGAGCCGGGACCGUUGGACGGGAUGUAUCGCCGAAACCGGUUCCGAGAGACCGCUCGUCACUACCCCCCGGGCCACCACCACCUUCAACAGGCUCAACGCCACCCAGGAUACGGCGAAACACAGCCUGCAUUCGGUGCCGAGACUCCAAGGUGAGAUGUAAUGCAAGUCUUACUCCGGGACAACCGUGUCUGCGGUGCACCAAGCUAGACCUUGAGUGCAUCGUGGACAAGAACUAUAAGAGAGCGUCAAAAAAGAGCAAGCUGGAAGAGUUGGCGGCCGAACUCCAGUCACUUAAGAACACUGUUGCUCCAAGACCCUCACUCGGCGGCCUAACUACCGAACUGCCUCCUAUACGUCCGGUUCAGUUCUCGAGCGCGAGUCCGCCAGUUCCUUCACUCCCACAACUCACCCUACCUGGAACCCUACCCGGCCCUUUUCUUUCUGGUCUUGGUGUUCCAACACUACCGCCGCCCAUCUUCACUCGGCCAAGGCCCUUCUCCAUAUCCAGCGAAGCCUCUACUCCUACCCCCAGAGCAAACGAUGCUGCCUCUGUCAGCUUCAGUCUGGCUGGGUUCAGGCGUCCAGCUCAACCUCGAGCCCUCGGUUCACGUGUGUUCUCCGGAGACGACAUAAACUACUAUUUCGACAGAUACUUCGAGCACUUUCACCCUUACUUCCCCGUCGUUCUCCAGCGGGAUCCAGACAUCUGCUAUGAGAGGGGUCACGUCCUCUUCUGGGCCAUCAUAAUGACGGCAUGCCGUCGGUUUGCCAAGGAUGACUUGGUAUAUCAGUUUUUGAUGGACUCGCUGUUACCGGAAAUAUGGAACGCGAUAUCACGGCCGCCGCUGAAGCUGCCCAUCAUAAACGCCUUGCUGCUCGUUGCGACAUGGCCAAAUCCUGAUAUCAGGUUUUUGACUGACCCGUCAAUGAUCUUUACUGGCAUAGCCAUGAACUCGGCUCUCUUGACAGGGCUUCACACCGGCCGUGGUGCUCAUACAGAGUUUACCGGGCUGCUGGAUAAAGUCGAUACAACCGAUGAGGAGGCGAUAUAUACAUGGGCUGGGUGUGCCAUUAUAUCUCACCGAGCUGCUGCUUAUAUGGGAUGUCCGUCUCCGAGUCUGCUAUUCAAUCAGACUAUAGACUCACUUCUAGACGGAAGUAGCUCGAUAUCGAUGCCUCGCUACUUCAUCUUGCAUCUGGAAACCGCCAGGUUCGCCAAUAAACUCAUCAGCACCAUGUCAGCCUCUCUCGAACAGUCCCAAGGUGUUUCACACCGCUUAGUCGCGCAAAUGGAAGAGGAGUACAGUAAAAUCCAAUGUUUACUGUACCCAGAUAACUCAGACCUCGACAACUUCAUCCUCCUCUCCACCCUCCUCGAGAUUCAAACCUACUACUUCAUGCCCCUCCCCGGCUACAGCGAAGAGAUGCUCAAGCGCAACGCCAUCAAGGCCUACAUCACGGCCGAGGCUCUCAUCAACCAAGCCCGCUCCCUGCAGAGCCAGUCCGCCUUCCUGCACUACUCGCCCAACUUUGUCUUUCGCACCUUGCUCAGCGCCAUCUGCGUGUUCAUGACGCUGAACCUUGCCCAGCCCCCGUAUACCAAAAACCACAGUAAUGCACUUAAUGCGCCGUAUAUGGGCGCCAGUAACAACAACAACAACAGUAGCAACAACACCAAUACCACUAAUAACAGCAGCAGCACCAACACCAACAACAACAAAACAUCCACCACCACCACCAACAGUUCAGACACAGCCGACCCCUUCGUCCGCGAAGCUCUCCGGAUAAUCCGAUGCUGCUCCGUGCAGCGCGACGACCUGGUCAUGCGCGCCUCAAACAUGGUAGAGAAGUACUGGGACAUGCGGCAUGCGCUGCCGCGGUACGAAACCCUAUUAGAUCCAACAGAUCCUGACUAUAACAGUCCCCAACACUCCCAUGAUCAGCAGCAAGUUGGAAUGCGAGGAGCGACGACGGUGUUUAGACAUCGGCUGGGAUCUAGUUUGACGUUUGGUUGUUUGCGGAGGUGGAAGCAGCAUAUUGAGAAGGCCAAGGCUAGUGUUGGUGGGAUGGGGAUGGGGAUGGGGAUGAAUCCUCCUGGACAUCAGGGAGGAGGGCAGGGAGGAGGAGAGGGACAAUUGGGUGGUCAGCAGGGAGGAGGACAACUGGGUGGUGCUGGUCAGCAGCAGCAAAGUCAGGGUCAAGGUCAAGGUCAACAUGGGCAACAUGGUGCUGGAGUCUAUGGCGGUGCGUAUGGGCAAAGUCAAGGAGGAGGAGGGCAAGGAGGGCAAGGACAAUACCCACAACAGAGUAUGAAUGGGCAGGAUGGAAGUGGUGAAGGUAUUCCAGACGGAAGACUAGGAAACAAUCCCGACUCUUCUUCUCUCGGCGGAGGAUUAGGAGACCCCUUUCAACGGCUCGAAUGGAACGCGUUUAUGGACGACUUUGACUGGAGCUUUACGUCUAAUUAUUUGGGUGUUGGUCCUAUGUAGUAAGUAGGAUUGGGGUUAGUUAGGAUUAGGAUUGCAUGAAAGGGUAGGGUAGGUUAGGGUAUGUAAAAUGGGAGGGUAUCGUGGUAAAGUCGGGGAUAGCAAGCUUCCAUGAAGCUGAAUUCAUUGUGGAGGUCUUUUUCAUUGAGUGUGUGCAAAGGGUGUAGGUUACUUACGUAGGGACUUGUCUUUCUAGUCUGACCAGCUGUGAAGUGGAAGUGGAACGAGAAAGAGGAAAUCAAAAGCAAACAACUUUUACUUUAUCACGAUCGGUUGAG
This is a messenger RNA of Neurospora tetraspora, 3199 nucleotides long. RefSeq lists its product as uncharacterized. Bases 366 to 2924 code for a protein of 852 amino acids. Gene Ontology annotation, cellular component: nucleus. Gene Ontology annotation, biological process: regulation of DNA-templated transcription. The record is from RefSeq and is a predicted model, not a curated record. The transcript has 6 exons. Gene Ontology annotation, molecular function: DNA-binding transcription factor activity, RNA polymerase II-specific; zinc ion binding; transcription cis-regulatory region binding. Lineage: Eukaryota; Fungi; Ascomycota; Sordariomycetes; Sordariales; Sordariaceae.